CUGGUGCGCUCUAUGGUGCCGCGGUGCUUCCGGGCCGGGCAUGGCGGUGGCGGGAUGGCGGCAGCCGGGGCCGGGGAGCGGGGAGGAGCCGUUCAGCCCCUCGGUGCUGGGCACCAGAGCGCACUGGGAUGCUGCGUAUGAAAGAGAACUGCAAACUUUUCAAGACAUUGGAGACGCUGGGGAAAUUUGGUUUGGAGAAGAAAGCAUGGUUCGCAUAAUCAGAUGGAUGGAAAAAAAAAAGAUCCCCCUUGACAGCUCUGUGCUUGACAUUGGGACUGGAAAUGGUGUUUUACUGAUUGAAUUGGCCAAGUCUGGCUACAUGAAUCUCACUGGGAUUGAUUAUUCUCCUUCUGCAAUACGCCUUUCAGAAAAAGUAAGAGAGAAAGAAGGGAUGUCUAGCAUCAAAUUAAAGGUAGAAGACUUCCUGGCUCCAUCAGCUGAGCUGUCAGGAUUUGAGAUUUGUAUUGACAAGGGGACUUUUGAUGCCAUAAGCCUUAAUCCCGAUAAUGCGGUGGGAAAGAGGAAGCAGUACGUGAGAUCUCUCUGCAGUGCAUUGAAACCAGAGGGCUUUUUCCUCAUAACGUCUUGCAACUGGACCAAGGAGGAGCUGUUGAACGAGUUCAAAGAAGGAUUUGAAAUUCUGGAGGAGCUGCCAACACCCAAGUUUUGCUUUGGAGGAAGAAUUGGAAACAGUGUAACAGCAUUGGUUUUCCAAAGGAAAAAAGAGAGCUGGUUAUGCUUCAGUAAAGAGGUGCAUAUCCUACCGCACAGGUCUCAGGCGUGAGUCUCAGGAGAGCAAGUAAGGUGUGCAAUAAAUAGUACUGUGAGCAGACUGCCCCACACCUUCAGUGCGAUAAUAAGGUGUUUCAAAGACUGCCCACGGGGUACCAAUAUGGAAGCUGUGCCCGUGGUUCAGGAUUUGCUGUACAGAACCGGCGUGCUCUCAGGGGCUGGGCUGACGUCCUCAGGGAGUUUGCGUUAUCCUUGUCUUCAAGUGAUGAAGAAGAUUCUUGUCUGAGGGAACAUGUCUGUGGCUAGAAAUGGAGAUGUUCGCUCACACGAUUUGCAUCUAAAUGACUUCAGUCCUGCACAGGUUUCUGCUGCAGGCUGUGACAUCCGUGGGUCAAAGGCCUGAAUGGGCAAACGAGGGGAUGAACUGAAGCCACUCACUUUAGAACAACUGGGCUUUGUGUCCGGGUGUACGAGGUGAAGCCACGUGGCAAGCUAGAUGGCUAACUGUGAAGCUACGGAGCUGGGCUGACACUGACCUUGGCAGCUUCUUUGAACUUAUUUUUAUGUGAGGAUGAGUUCCUGAAUAGCUUUUCUGGUAGAUUAGGCACAGCAAGCUUUUCUUCAUGGCUGACACUGGCUUCCAUGUAUUUCCAUGUUCCAGGAAUGCACUGGCAGCACUGUAGCCAUUGUAAGGAAAAUCUGCAAAUACACACUCUGCUAUGUCCGUUCUACUGUGUUCCAGGCUGCCUGGUAAAAGACUGCCAAAAUUUAUGUUAUUUCAUACCAGAUGAAAUCCUUAAGUAUGGUAUUUAGCAACAUACAGCAAAAUUUUCAGUGUUUUGGCACUCGGAUUGCUUUCCUAAUCUUGGCAUGCCGAAAGGUAAAGAACACGACUUGCUACAACAAUAACUGCUUUAUUUUAUAGGCCCUCUAAGCAUUCUAACAUAUCGAAUCGUCUCCUGUAAAAUAUGUAGAGAGCACAUAGCAAAUAAUCGGGCCAGGGCUUUGCAUUGCUGUAAGGAGAUCUGCCUUUGCAUUCCUGUUGCUCGCUGCCUUUUCUGGGCUCAGAGGAGAGGAAGGCUGCGUUGCGCAGCGUCACCUACCCCUUGGCUGGAUGGGUGGCACGGAUGCCUGUGGAGGGGACAUCUCUAUCGUAUGCCUUGGCUGGAAGUACUUGAGCAUGACCCAACCUUUAUGGGUAGCAGCUAAAUUGAGGAACAAUUAGUGGAUACCCAGAGCUUUCGCUGAAAGGGGAUGAGGUGUUCCAGCCUCAAGACAAAGGAGAAAGAGGAACGCUGGCGUGUUCUAUUUGACACAAAUAAGGGAAAAGCCAACUUAAUUUCCAUUUGUUAGGUAACAGUAUAGCUUGAAAUGAGCCCAUUUCUAGGUUACUGGAAAUUAAACUGAGUGCUGUCAGGCAAACAAAUGAUGUAUCUGCAAGGUAGCAUAUAAAUUCUGGAUAAUCGCAAGUGCGUAAGCCGGUGCUGGAGAGCCAGAGCUAAUAAACAGUAGUGAGGGAACGGAAACGAACCUCAGCCCAGUCACUCCAGCGGCCAAGUAUUCAUGGACAGUGUCACAUGUCAGGCAGAGGUGGGAAGAAUGUGCAUUUAUUGAGUAAUUUGAAAUGUUGAUAGGGUUGUGAGCUGAAACCUCUCAUUAGCAGCACAGAGACGUGCACGCACGGUGUGAUAAGCCUGCACCCAGCCUGAAACACCGACCAAGAAAAGGCAGGCUGAAGGUUCAUCAGUUAGAUUUUUUUUCUAGUGCUUCCCCUAAAAAACGAGUUGGUGUUUCAAGCAUAAGGAUCUAGGCCUUUUCGCCUCAAUUUGCAGUAGUAAUUAGCCUCGCUGACUGCUGCCCUACCCUAGGGCACCUGAACUCCACAGGUACUGCAUUUCUGUUUAUCCAACACAGCGUGCUGCUUUGGGGCAUGUCCACAGCUGCCUGGGUUUUCGUGAAUGAUGGACAACAAACUCUUUGGCUUACCUUAAACCGAUUCAGAUGCAAACAUGGCAGAAAAAGUGAUUAGUGCAUUCAAGUGAGAGGGAGGGUUCACAUACGUGUUUCAUGGUCUACUUAUUUUAUCUGUCAACUGUUUCCAUUGCACCUAGCCAGGGCCAGCCCGUCACUUGCGCAUGUGCAGCAAAUAACCUUUGAAAUAAAAAGGAUUGUUAGGUUUGGUGCAAAUCCCAUCAUAUGCCAAAUGUAGUAAGAACUACCCUUGUCAUUACAACUCCCUCUGCACAGCGGGCGCUUCACUGGUUUAGGGUGUUGUGUCUCCUUGAUUCAGAUACCCUCAGACCUAGAACGUGUUGGUCGUAUUACAGAGAUGUGCUUGUUCUCUGGAUAUGAAAUAUUUGUUAAAAAUACUUCUGCUC
Messenger RNA from Tyto alba (common barn owl), 3110 nucleotides. RefSeq names its product EEF1A lysine methyltransferase 2 (gene EEF1AKMT2). Gene Ontology annotation, cellular component: cytoplasm. Gene Ontology annotation, molecular function: protein-lysine N-methyltransferase activity. Lineage: Eukaryota; Metazoa; Chordata; Aves; Strigiformes; Tytonidae. The record is from RefSeq and is a predicted model, not a curated record. The transcript is spliced from 7 exons. Bases 41 to 784 code for a protein of 247 amino acids. Gene Ontology annotation, biological process: peptidyl-lysine monomethylation; peptidyl-lysine dimethylation.